GUAGUUUUUCGGAGGUUCCAAUGCUUGGUUCCUAGUAUUAAUCGCCAUGUCUUGUUUUAUUCAACAAACAACACUAUCUUAUUUUUCAAAACAUCACAACUCCAGUUUUAGAACCAAAAACACACACCCACUUAUGUAAAACAUGGGAGCUCAAAGAAAAAACCUUAAACCUACCCUAAUGCCACCACCCAAACAAUCAACAACCCUGCAAUUCCUCUUCGAUCUUGAUUCAAAAUGUUGCACGAGUCAAAACGAUGAUAAAAUCAUUCAAUCUUUAGAUUCUAGAAACGAUGAACUUUCAACAAUAAUCAUUUAUUGCACCCGGUCUUGUUUGGAUGCUCAAGAAUUGGCUUUGAAACGACUCAAACUUACACAACUUUUAUCGAUCAUCAAAACAUCAGUAACUCCGGUUUCUAAUGAAACACUAGAGAUUUUGUUGAAGAUGGUGGCUUCUAAUCUCUUCCGCCCUCUCCCGCCACCAUAUGUGGGAACAUGUUCAGGGGAAGACGAUGAUGUCAUCGCCGCCCCUUCUGCCGCUUGGGCACACUUGCAAAUCGUUUAUGAUAUUCUCCUCCGGUUGAUAACUAAGAAAGACGUGAAAGCUCUUCGAGGAGAACACAGUGACAAAUCCAGAAUAUUAAAUCCCGGUUUGUCGCUAGAGGAACAUUUCAUUGGUCAGAACUUUGUUCUGAACCUCCUUGCUCUCUUCAACUCCGACGAACCUCGAGAGCGUGACGCCGUGAAGAACAUUGUCCACCGGAUUUACUCCAAAUUCACAUUCUACAGAUCCUUCAUGCGACAAGCAAUGAUCGACAUUUUGUUGCAAUUUAUUUAUGAAUCAGAUCACCGGCAAAGUGGGAUCGGAGAGAUUCUUGAGAUUUGGGGAAGUAUAAUCAAUGGAUUUAUGGUGCCAUUGAAGGACGAACACAAGUUUGUGCAGAAAGAGGCGGAGCUUGGCGGCGUUGUGAUCGGAAAGAUUUUGAGGUAUUGGUCGGUGACGAAUUGUCAAAAGGAAGUGUUGUUGAUCGGAGAAAUUGAGGAGAUUGUAGAGAAUAUGGAUCGGCGGCAGUACUUGAAGGUGGCUCUUCCAUUGUGGUCACAAAUCGCAAAGUGCAUCAACAGUGACAAUUCACAGGUAGCUGAACGGGGUCUAUAUGUUUGGAACAACGAGCAGUUGAUGAAGGUGGUGUCAGAAGAUAUAGAGAUGGUUUUCCCAUAUAUAGUUGAAGCGUUAGAAAAGAACCUUACAUGCCAUUGGAGCAAAAACGUACAAGAAUUGACAGAAAAUGUGAAGAUCUUGCUUCAAGAACUCGACCCAAUUCUCUACAAGACAUGCGUUGAGAUGAUCAAGAUACGUGAACUCACAGCUCGGUUAGAAGAAAACACCAGGAGGAGGAAAUGGGAAAGGAUUGAAAUGGCAGCAUUAGCAACAACAAAAAACUAGUCACAUGUUGCAAGUUAAUUGUAUGUGUCCGGUAGUUAUUCAGAUUUUACUAUAUAGCU
Messenger RNA from Lactuca virosa, 1503 nucleotides. NCBI's taxonomy places the organism in Eukaryota, Viridiplantae, Streptophyta, Magnoliopsida, Asterales, Asteraceae. The record is from the annotation of a GenBank genome assembly.